Messenger RNA from Exophiala viscosa, 1182 nucleotides. RefSeq lists its product as uncharacterized. NCBI's taxonomy places the organism in Eukaryota, Fungi, Ascomycota, Eurotiomycetes, Chaetothyriales, Herpotrichiellaceae. The transcript has a single exon. The record is from RefSeq and is a predicted model, not a curated record. The coding region runs from base 387 to 998 and encodes 203 amino acids.
GUCACCGAUACGGCCUUGGCAUGAAGCCAUCGUGAUAUCAUCUAAACUUUUCAACAUAACAUAACCAUCCUCGACAUCUUUAUGGCGUGCCGGGUUGAGUCUGGCCAAAUGCUUCAACAAAACCGUUGACGGUAAGACGCCGGCUAUCAGUACAUGCCUCUACAAAUUGUGUAGCCCACAUGAGGGUUCCACGAGCGACCGCCCAUUCACCUAAACGCGGAUUGACCGGAAGUUCCCCGAGAUGCGUGUGUCUGCUACAAAUGCUACAAGGAAUCUUGCGAUCUCCAGUCGCACGUACUGCAGUCUGCUGGGCGACAAAGUGAUGCUUGGACAACCUCCAUAGAUGAAGCUUCUACUGCGCCAACAUCGAAGCGCCAAAGUCAGGCAUGGCGCUGCAAAGAUAUCCUAGGCGGAAACGACGGCGUCAAGAUUCGUCCGACAACGAGCUCCACAUUGAGGAGAUUUCUCCCGACGACAUGGGCUAUGACGGCGAUGUCGAAGGUAUCGAAGUCCUCCAACCCGAUCAGUACGAAGAUGCCGAUUCGGGAUCCGAAGACAAGAAGACUUCGAGACGUUUAUGGCCAGACUCAGACGACGAGCUGGCGGGCAGACUACGGAGGCUGUCCUGUGAUAUCCAGGGCUCAGCAUCGCGGCGACGUGACGAGACCGAUCGCGGACAGAAGCGUCGCUCCCAGGAAGUGGAACAUGACGUGGAUGAUAAUGAGCACUUGGCCAAACGUGCCGAAAUCGAGGUUUCUGAGCUUGUCGAUGGCCAGCCCGAGCAGAGACCGAUCAAGCGAAGGAAGAAGCGACCCGACAAGUUGAUUCAAACGAACCGUGGAGCUAGGAAGCAGUUGAUGGCAGCAUGGUCCGACAGCUCGGACAAGACAGAAGACCACGAAGCAGGAAUGGAAUCGUCGAACUCGGGAACUCCUAACGUCCCGUCGACGCCUGCAGCACCAGCUGACCGAGAUCGUGAUGCCAUGGACAUUGGAUGAACCUAGGACUUUCUUGUGAAGAGCCAGUAUUGAAUACAGUAGUAGAGCAUGUUGGCAUGUGAGGGGUUUCGAUGACUGGAUAUGGCAUAGUCAUGUUUUACUAGUGCCGAGUGUACCUGACUAAAUGACUCUAAAUCGAGCACUAGCGUCAAGAUACAAGGACGUCAUCGCUUUAGAAUGUGGA